AUGGCGGUUGACGUCGCGCAUUUUGCGGAAGGCUGGAUGGAGCUCGAGAGUGAUCCAGGAGUGUUCACGCUUCUCCUCGAGGAUUUCGGAGCAGAAGGGGUUCAAGUGGAGGAGAUAUACGAUCUGGACCGUCCAAUAGAUUCCCCUACAGUUUACGGUUACAUUUUCCUCUUCAAGUGGAUGGAGGAACGUCGUGCGAGGCGUAAAUUCGACUCGGAUGGUGAAUCGAAGCUCGUCACCGAUGAAAACAUAGUGAACAACAUGUUUUUCGCGCAUCAAAUAGUUCCCAACUCGUGUGCAACGCAUUCCCUACUCAGCAUCCUGUUGAAUUGUCGCCGAGUGUAUCUGGGACCAGCUCUGAGUCGACUAAAAUGUGUCACGUUAGGAAUGUCACCAGAGAACAAAGGCUACGCCAUAGGGAACUCCGCCGAGCUCGCCCGGGCUCACAACUGUCACGCGAAACCUGUCCACGGACCGAUUUCGGCUUCCACUCAGAACGCCGGCACGAACAUCGGCGGGCGUGCUUCGACGCUCGAAGCGUUCCACUUCGUCUCCUUCGUACCCAUCAAGGGGAGACUGUACGAACUGGACGGUCUCAAGAAAUAUCCAAUCGAUCACGGACCGUACGAAGAGGACUGGACCAAAAAGUUCCACCAAGUCAUCACCGAUCGCAUUGGGGCUUGCAAAGCCGAAUUCCGUUUCAACUUGAUGGCCUUGGUGCCGGACAAGCGUAUGGCCCUCUCUCAACGCUUGGACGAACUCCUGAGCGAUAGAAAAAACGUGGCCGGCGUCAUAAGUUCGGUGACGAACUUCAAACUGAAGUCCCGCGCCAACCACAUCGACAACCACAACUAUGCGAAAGACGCGGAUCUCGAACUGCUCGCUGAAUUCAUCACGGAAGGCCAACAGAUACAACCGAAGUACGAACUCUGUUCCGGGAGCGAAUAUUCGGACGAGGACGACAAGAAAGACAUGGAGUUCGCCGACACCGUUCUGUCUCCGAGAUCGCUUCGCUGCGAGCGACGGAGCGCCAGUCGUUCCAACCCGAGCAAUUGUAGGAAGCGGCGUUCGGACUUCGAAGUCGGUGAUCUGAAAGAACGAACGCAGAAAGUUCUGAACCUCACACCGGAAACCUACGACGAUGUUCCGGCCAUUGAUCUCCUGGCAGUGCUCAGAGACAUCGACCGCGACAUAAAUUCCGUCGAGACAAUGAUCACGGACGAGGAAGAUCGGAGAGCCAAGUACAUGAUCGACGAUAAUCGACGGACCCACGAUUACGACGCUUUCAUUUGUACAUUCUUGACAAUGCUGGCCGAACAGGGUCAACUCACGGGACUCCUCGAAGAGCAGCUGAAACGAAAAGGCGUAUUCCUGAAGAGCAUGUCGCGGGAGGAAACGAAUUCGCGGUCGAAGAAACGCGUGACCAGCAGUAGCGGCAGUAGCACUUCAGCCAAUUGCAGCAAUAACGGCGGCAAAACUCAAACGUCAAACUGUCACAGCGGCAGCAGUAGCAGUGGUAGCAGCAGCAAUAAUUUCGUCCCGCAGAAUCAGAAAAAACAGCCGAAGUCUGCGCAGAAAUGAAUCUGUGCUCGCAUUAGGUGAUUGAUGAACCCGUCCCUUGAGCUGCUCGUCAGACGCCUCUCAGUCAGUCAGUCAUUGUCCCAAAGCGCCUCUCUCGACCGACUACACGGAGUUUGCGCUGUUAUCGCU
Molecule: messenger RNA, 1710 nt
Organism: Galendromus occidentalis (western predatory mite)
Lineage: Eukaryota; Metazoa; Arthropoda; Arachnida; Mesostigmata; Phytoseiidae
Gene: caly
Product: ubiquitin carboxyl-terminal hydrolase calypso
Exons: 2
Coding region: 1-1581 (526 amino acids)
Biological process (GO): protein deubiquitination; ubiquitin-dependent protein catabolic process
Cellular component (GO): cytoplasm
Molecular function (GO): cysteine-type deubiquitinase activity
Source: RefSeq, a predicted model, not a curated record